Molecule: messenger RNA, 1461 nt
Organism: Prorocentrum cordatum
Lineage: Eukaryota; Dinophyceae; Prorocentrales; Prorocentraceae
Source: the annotation of a GenBank genome assembly
AUGCCAGGUACGGCAAAGCGGGCGCGGUGCACCAUGCGACUGCGGCGCCCCGCCCGCGCGGCCGCCGCGGCGCAGCUGGCGGCCGUGGCCGCGUCCCAGGCGACCUACCCUUCCGAGUUCCGCUUCGGCUGGUGCGUGGGCUCCCAGUGCUUCGACCACACGCUGAGCGCGGCGCACUUCCAGCUCCGCGUCCAGCGGUACUACGGCGAGGGCCGCCGGCCGCCCCUGCGGGAGGCCUUCUACGUCGCCACGCUGCCGCUCGCGUACCAGCGCGAGCUGCUCUUCGGCUGCCCGGGCCUGGUCGUCUUUGCCUACCUGCUCCUGGCGGAGGCGCGCCUCUUCACGCACCCCCCCGUUGAGGCCGCCGAGCUGUUCAGCCGCGCCUUGAGCCUGCUGGAGAUGCCAGAGAUCGCGGGGCCUCACAUGCACAACCUGCAGCAUUCGUGGCCCUUGCAGGCCGCGAUGGACCGCUACAACAGCACCGCGCAGAGGUCGAGAGACGCCGCGCAGAGCCCCAUGUCGCUCGACAUAGUCAUCCCUCACUGCGGGGAGGACGCGUCUUGGUUGGCGGACCGGGCGGCCAUCGAGAUGUUGCCCAGGCACACGCGCGUGUUUCUUUACGAGAAGUGCGGGAUGAGUAAGCAGGCCAUCUUGCACUUCGCUAUGCUCACUGAGCUGCUGCAGGGACAGGCCACGGUCAUCCAGAAGCAGCUGGACGACGCAGUGGACCCACGCACUGGACUCCCUUCGCGCCGGGACGAAUGCACCGCCUACCUGACGCACGUGGUCGAGCACUACGACGACCCCUGGCUGGCCGACGUCACGCUCUUCCUGCACGGCGACCCGAGCGACCACACGCCCAUGGGGCUGCUGAACGUGCUGCUGCGCGGCCUGGCGCUCGGGACGCUGCGCUCGGUGGAGUUCCUGCACCUCGGGGCCCCCCGGAUGGUGCACACCUCCAACCUGUGCCAGGAGGGCAUCUUCGAGAUGGCGAUGCGGCGCAAGCCGCGGCUGCCCCUGUCGACGUACUGCUGCGCGCAGUUCGCCGUGGCGCGGGCGAGGCUGCGCGCGCGGCCCCGCGAGGAGUACGAGCGCAUGCUCCGCAUCGUGGACGGCACCGUCGCGGACGGGUGCACGCGCAUCGGCCCCGCAUACGAGAGGUACGAGGGCCAGCGCCUCUCCCACUGCUACUUCUUCGAGUUCAUGUGGCACGUGGUCUUCGGCGAGCCCGAGGACCUGCCCCUGCGCGCGGACGACGCGGGGCUGCCCGUGGUCUUCCGGCUGAAGGACAACGAGGACGCCCUGCCAAGCACUUGGGGGAGCUACAUGGCUCCGUACGUCGGAGGUCAGGCCACCUUCGGGCGCCAUGGACACGAGCUUUGGCUGCAGGGGAUCCGGGACGCUCCCGGCAUCGGCGCGGGCAAACAGAUGCACUUCGGAGACAUGGUCCCCAAGCGGUGA